CAGCUAGAUGACCUACGUUCGUCAGCUUCGACGAGGAAGGAUGUAGCGCGUGUCUUUGCGUCAGGUUAAAAUUGUCGAUCAGGUUAAAUUUGCAAUGAGCUCGCAACCGAUUGUGGUGCCUGGUGGAGAGCAUCGUCUUCAGCCAGAGUCUCAGUCUGUUCCUGUUGGAAGUUCAGUGGAUACCUACAAGACCAUGACACCGCCAAACGUCAGCAGAUCCCUCAGUCAACCAGCGGAUCGGCAACUUCGAAGAAGCAGCAUCCAAGCACAGUCUACACCAUUACCUAAACUUCCAUCAACCGAGUCCCUUGCAACAAGCAUAAAUAUUACAGCUGAUGCACCUCCAGUUUCUCCAGGUAUCUCUGGUAUGGGCGAAGGUAGUCAAAAAAUGGAUAAUUCAUCAGACAAGUCGUUAGAUUCUUGCAAAUUAACGCGAAAGGAAUCGUAUAAGGCUCAAAGAAAGAAUUAUCGAAUGGAAAAGAAAAGAGUUGCCGAUGAACUUUUAAGUUCUUUCAAAGAUCCAACCGUUAUUGUUAUGAGUGAUUGGUUAAAAGUUCGCGGCACACUGAAAAGUUGGACCAAGUUAUGGUGUAUUCUGAAACCUGGAUUAUUGCUGCUAUACAAAAGUCCAAAAACGAAGAGUAACCAUUGGGUUGGAACGGUACUACUCAAUACAUGUCAAGUUAUAGAACGUCCGAGUAAAAAAGAUGGAUUUUGUUUUAAAUUAUUUCAUCCUUUGGAACAAUCUAUAUGGGCUCCUCGAGGACCAGAAAAAGAAGCUAUUGGUGCUGUUGUACAACCUUUACCAACAUCGUACUUAAUCUUUCGAGCACCAUCUCAAGCGGCAGGCAAAUGUUGGUUGGACGCACUUGAAUUGUCGUUACGUUGUUCUUCGUUAAUAGUACGCUCGACAAGCGCAUUACCGCGUCCUUUACCACACGAUGCAACUACCACUCAUGAAACUCAAUGGAGCGAGGCUGAUUAUGAAAAGCACUUUGAUGAUCAUGAAUAUGAUACCCGUCAAGUAGUAACGCUAGACCCUGUGUACACCUCGCAUACAGACCUGGACGAUAUUAGUCAGCCGGAAAAUGGAGUAGUAGCUGAUGCUGAAAUUAGUGCCUCGGACAGUGAGUCUGAAGCAUCAGCCAAAGAAGAUCAAUCAGAGCCAAUCACCGAAACACCAUAUAUAGCUAAUGAAAAUGAAAUUCUUGGAACGGCUGGUGAAGUCGUUACAGAACUGCAAGAAGAACAAAAAUCUUUGUUAUGGUUCUUAAUGAAACAAGUUCGUCCUGGUAUGGAUCUAUCUAAAGUUGUAUUGCCAACUUUUAUUUUGGAAUCACGGUCAUUUCUUGAAAAACUGGCCGAUUCGUAUUAUCACGCCGAUUUAUUGUCUCAAGCAGUAUUGGAAGAUGAUGCAUUUACACGUAUGAAAGCCGUAGUGAAAUGGUAUUUAUCGGGAUUUUACAAAAAACCACAAGGCUUGAAAAAACCAUACAAUCCGCUUUUAGGCGAAACAUUCCGUUGUUAUUGGCAGCAUCCUAAUGGUUCAAGAACAUUCUAUUUAGCCGAACAAUUAUCGCAUCAUCCACCUAUCUCAGGAUUUUAUGUGACAAAUCGUCAAGAUGGAUUUACCAUCAGCGCUACGAUCAUUGCAAAAUCUAAAUUUUAUGGAAAUUCGACCACUGCAAUUUUAGAUGGUAUUGCUGUAUUAACGAUGUUGCCGAGAGGCGAAGAUUAUACAAUGACAAUUCCUUAUGCACAUUGCAAAGGCAUUCUUAUGGGGACAUUAUCUAUGGAACUCGGUGGAAAAGUGACUAUAAUAUGUGAGAAGACCGGCUAUCACACAGAAUUAGAAUUUAAACUUAAGCCGUUUCUUGGCGGUGCGGAAUUAUUGAAUCAGGUUGUAGGACGAAUACGUUUAGGAAAGGAAACUUUGGCUACUAUUAUGGGAUACUGGGAUGGAUUAAUUUUAAUAACGGACAAACGGACAGGGCAAGAAAACAUUUUCUUCAAUCCUACUCCGGAAGUACGCAACAAAAGAUUAAAAAAAUAUAGUGUUCCUUUGGAACAUCAGGGAGCAUGGGAAAGUGAAAAAUUAUGGUUAGCUGUUACACAUGCUAUUAAUAGGGACGACCAGAUUGCCGCUACUGAGGCUAAAACUCGACUUGAGGAAGCACAAAGAGAACGCGCUAAAGAGCGAAAGACUCUAGGACAAGAAUGGGUUCCAAAAUACUUCGUUCAAGAUAUUAUAACUGGAAAUUGGGUUUAUCGGCAUGCUGACAUAAGACCAUGGGAUCCGAGAAACGAUGUAGUACAAUAUGAAGAAAAUUAUAUAGUGCGCACAAAAACUAGACAUAAAACACCUAUUAUGCGUACUGGUAGUAUUGUUUCUACUGAACCCCAAUCACAGAUUCCAUUAUUACAAGCUGAAUCACGUUCCUCUUUAUCAGUGCUCAAAUCUUCUAAGAGACAGCUAUCAAACAAUAUGCCUUUAACAGAGGCUCAUGAUUCUGGAAGCUCAUCUGCGGAGGCACAUACCGAUUCUAGUCAAUCAUUAGGGAAAAGAAAACGUUCAACCACUAGGUUAAUUGACGUAAUGAAACAAGUUGAGCAUCAAAUGAUAGAACAGGGUGAGAAAUUGAAUCGUAUACAACAGAUUGUAGAACAAGUUGUAAGAAAGCAAAGAGAAUCUGGUGAACAGCAUCAUAACAUAAAUAUGUUUAAGAGUUUUAUGGAUACUAUACUAAUUAUUAUUAUCGUUUUUUUCGUGCAAUAUUUUUUAAAUAUAUGGUAUAAUGAUCCAACUAAAAAUUGAGGGAUUUUAAUAAGAUUGUUGUUUCUCUUUUG
Molecule: messenger RNA, 2847 nt
Organism: Cyphomyrmex costatus
Lineage: Eukaryota; Metazoa; Arthropoda; Insecta; Hymenoptera; Formicidae
Gene: Orp8
Product: Oxysterol-binding protein-related protein 8
Exons: 16
Coding region: 95-2815 (906 amino acids)
Cellular component (GO): cortical endoplasmic reticulum; membrane; cytosol
Molecular function (GO): cholesterol binding
Source: RefSeq, a predicted model, not a curated record